AUGGAUCAGACCCAGAUCACCUGUUUCUUCCAGGAUGAAUUGGCCAAAGAUUUCCAAUUUGAAGAUGAUGUGGUCAUCGAGUCUUUGAAAGAGUGCUUGGAACAGUUACGUCGGAACAAACUGGACCAACCUCCACCGCCAACCGCGGAGAUGCUUCCUCGCCGUUCAGUUGGUUCGUUGGGUCCCGAAUCCGUGUGGCAAAGUCAGCCAAACUUGCGCAUUCACGAUUUAGAUGCGGACUUACGCAGUCCAGUUGUCAAACCCAAUCUCCCUGUCGUUUCAACAGACGGUAGCCUGCGUCCUCGUCGCAAACGCGAUCCAAUAGUUCGUAAUGUGGCUUUGAGCCCGAUCUCCCAACGUGGUCCGCUCAAGAUGAUGUCACCGACCUCGCCCACUUUCAGCUCUCCCGGUUUUGCCAGCCCUGCCUCAAUUCUCACGGUGGCCGCUGUGCAGAAUCGUUACAAAGCGGAUCAUCCAAUGGACGUGUUCACACAAUCCGGCUUACAUCCGGCCGCUUUGGGUGAUACCUCUAACAGUCACUCACCAUCUGCUUCGACCACUUCGUCCCAGUCUCCAAAAUAUCUUCGUGCGCGACUGCCCAGUGAUCAUUCGCCCAACUUGCGCUUCUCUCUGGGACAUGCCAGCCCCUCAGUCUCCACUUCCACCUCCGGGUAUGCAACCACCGAAGGACGACGUCAUCGGGCCAUGCGAGACUCGCUCAUAAUCUCUCCUACCUCAUCUAUCGAGAACCCUUUCUCACCCGCCGCCACAGCCUCCACUUCCUCACGUGAUCAUACCCUACAACCCUCUCAGUACAGCUCCUCAGAUCCUGUCAACGGAGUUGUGCUCAUUUCCGUUCGACCUCGUCAAACUCAAGACAGCCGAGAAGUGAACCAGGCCGUCACAAAGGCGUUUGAACGUAUCUAUUUCGAUGAACCGCAAAAUGUACAUCCUAGUUCGAGUAAGUUUUUCGGCGAACUUGUUUUCUCUUCCCACACAUCUAAAAUUCACAGUACUAUAAAUGAUGCUCUGUUCAUCUCAUACUCAUUGUUGAUUAUCGACGUUUUACUGGUGUCUUGA
Molecule: messenger RNA, 1080 nt
Organism: Echinostoma caproni
Lineage: Eukaryota; Metazoa; Platyhelminthes; Trematoda; Plagiorchiida; Echinostomatidae
Source: the annotation of a GenBank genome assembly